Messenger RNA from Drosophila montana, 1729 nucleotides. It is a transcript of the gene ND-51L2, whose product is annotated as NADH dehydrogenase (ubiquinone) 51 kDa subunit-like 2. The record is from RefSeq and is a predicted model, not a curated record. The coding region runs from base 106 to 1668 and encodes 520 amino acids. Gene Ontology annotation, biological process: mitochondrial electron transport, NADH to ubiquinone. Gene Ontology annotation, molecular function: 4 iron, 4 sulfur cluster binding. The transcript has a single exon. Lineage: Eukaryota; Metazoa; Arthropoda; Insecta; Diptera; Drosophilidae.
CGUUUAGAAAAUUUAUUUAUUUGUACACAACACAACAACACAAGCACACAAUUUGUAAAUUAACACACACAGAAUUUCUAUUAGAGACAGAAUACACAGAACAGAAUGUUUACGCAAUUAUUAUUGCCACAGAAGGGUUUGCUGCUGCUGCGGCGCUGGCAAAUGGGCAACUCGCCGCUCUUUCAGCCAAACAAGGAGAUCAAGGAGUUGAGGGAAAUCAGCCAGGAUGCGGCCAAGAUGAGUAAGAAGGCCAAGCCUGCCCCGGCGCCGGCUAAAGCAGGUCCGGCUCCGGGCAAGGGCAAAUCUGGCCCGGCUGCAGGCAAGGCUUGUGGACGCGAGCCGCCGACUCCGCCCAAGGAGAUGUUGUCGAAUACGAAAACGGAUUUUGGGCCGCUCACCGAUUGCGAUCGCAUCUUCCAGAAUCUGUACGGCCGGCUCGACUGGCGCCUGAAGGGCGCCUGCGCCCGCGGCGAUUGGUAUCGCACCGCCGAUCUCCUAGAGAUGGGCCCGCAGUGGAUCAUGGACGAGGUGAAGCGCAGCGGACUGCGUGGACGCGGCGGCAGCGGUUACUAUGCGGGCAGCAAAUGGGAAGCGCUGCAAAAGGCGGAGAGCAAAUCGAAAGUCCUUAUACUCAACUGUGCCGAGGGUGAGCCGGGCACGUGCAAGGAUCGCGAAAUCCUGCGCCACGAGCCGCACAAAAUCAUCGAGGGCUGCCUGCUGGCAGGCUUUGCCAUGGGCUGCGAAAAGUGCAUCAUCUAUAUACGGAAUCGUUUCUACAACGAGGCCUGCAAUCUGCAGUUCGCCCUGGCGGAAGCCUAUCGCUACGGCCUGAUUGGCUGCAACUCGUGCGACACGGGCAUCAAAUUCGAGAUACACGUCCAGCGCGGAGAUCGUUAUCUGACGGGCGAGGAGACGGCCCUGGUCAAUUGCCUGAUGGGCAAGCUGGCGCGUCCCCGCAAGCGUCCGCCCUAUCUGUACGAGAAGGGCUACUUCGAUCAUCCCUCGACGGUCAUCAACACGGAAUCCUUGGCCGUCGUUCCCACCAUCUUGCGACGCGGCGCCAAAUGGUUCACCAGUCUGGGACGCAACAAGAAUUUCGGCACCAAGCUGUUCAACAUUAGCGGCCAUGUCCUGCAUCCCUGCACCGUAGAGGAGGAGAUGUCCAUGCCGCUCCGUGACAUUAUCGAGAUGCAUGCCGGCGGCGUUUGCGGCGGUUGGAAUAAUCUGCUGGCCGUCUGGCCGGGCGGUUUGUCCUCCCCAAUCUUGGGCCAGGCAGCCGCCGAGGAGGUGCUCAUGGACUAUGACGCUUUGGAGGCGGCGGGCAGCGAACUCGGCACCGGCGGCAUCAUAGUCGUCUGCAACGAUUGCGACCCGCUGCUCGUGAUGCAGCGCAGCAUCGAGUUCUACAUGAAGCAGACGUGCAAACAGUGCACGCCAUGCCGCGACGGCGCCAUCUAUCUGCCGGAGAUCUUCAAGAACUUCACCCGCGGCGAAUCUGUGCCGCAAAUGAUCGACUUUGUCGAGGUCAUCAGCAAGACCAUGACCGGCACGACCAUCUGUGCUCUGUCCGACAGCCAGGCGAAUAUCGCUCGCGGACUCAUCCAGCACUUUGCGCCCUACAUCGAGGAGCGCAUCCUCGAGUAUCUCAACGAUGUCGAUGAUUGUUGAAGUUCAAGUUGAAAGAGAAGAGGAGCUUGUUGUUUGUCCAAUAAAUUGAUUUUCAAUUGCA